Mugil cephalus (flathead mullet) is the source of this 2567-nucleotide messenger RNA. Its product is annotated as B-cell receptor CD22-like. The coding region runs from base 57 to 2045 and encodes 662 amino acids. NCBI's taxonomy places the organism in Eukaryota, Metazoa, Chordata, Actinopteri, Mugiliformes, Mugilidae. The record is from RefSeq and is a predicted model, not a curated record. The transcript is spliced from 10 exons.
CUUAAUAAAAGAAACGAAGCAAGCCUGUUUCAUGUGACUUUUUCCUGACAACAAAGAUGGCUGGAGCUCUGACUUUCCUUCUCAUUGGCUGUUUGCUGCAGGGUGUCCAGUGUGGACAGUGGAGAGUCAAUAUGCUGCAGACUAUAGAGGUUCUGAGAGGAUCCUGUGUGACCAUCCCCUGCUCCUUUGACAUAAAUAGCACAUAUAACAACAAUUUAGAUCAGACAUGUAAAGCAAUGUGGAAGAAGAGAAGUAAUAAUGAAGUUGUGUUUGAUAGUAAAACUACAACAAAUGGAGAAUUGAUUGGAAAACUGACAGACAGAGACUGCACCACAACCCUGAACAACAUGGUUUCUGAUGACACAUAUUACUUCAGACUGGAAUGUGACAAUGCCUUGAAAUGGGACUUCAAUAAUGACUUAAUCAAUAUAGUGACCAAAGCUGAUCCUCCAUCACCCACUCUGACUCCGUCCACACUGGAGGUGGAGGAGGGAACCUCAGUGAGUGUGACGUGCUCUGCUCCAGCUCCCUGUCUGUCUCAUCCUCCAACUCUGACAUGGAGCCCCAGACUGGGUGACAGUCAGGAGACACUGCAGGAGAAUCAGGACAAAACUAAAGUCCAGACCUCUGUUCUGACCUUCACAGCUUCUCACCUCCAUCAUGGACAGAACAUCUCCUGCACUGCUCUCUACAGGAAACAAGAUGGCAGCAAUCAAUCAAGCAGCAGUAAAACUUCAGCUCUUACUGUUUCAUAUCCACCUAAAGACACCACAGUGUCCGUCAGUCCCUCUGGUCCAGUACCAGAGAACAGAAAUGUGACUCUGACCUGCAGUAGUACUGCCAACCCAGCAGUAAGGAACUACACCUGGUACAGAACUGAUGGAGACCAGGAGACUUUCAUUGGGACUGGACACAUUUUAACAAUUGAAGUCUCUAAAGUCAGCAGUCCUUUUUUCUGCAAAACUGAGAAUGAUCUUGGAGUUGGUCGAUCUACCAACACACAAAUAGAUGUUCAGUAUCCACCUAUAGACACCACAGUGUCCGUCAGUCCCUCUGGUCCAGUACCAGAGAACAGAAAUGUGACUCUGACCUGCAGUAGUACUGCCAACCCAGCAGUAAGGAACUACACCUGGUACAGAACUGAUGGAGACCAGGAGACUUUCAUUGGGACUGGACACAUUUUAACAAUUGAAGUCUCUAAAGUCAGCAGUCCUUUUUUCUGCAAAACUGAGAAUGAUCUUGGAGUUGGUCGAUCUACCAACACACAAAUAGAUGUUCAGUAUCCACCUAUAGACACCACAGUGUCCGUCAGUCCCUCUGGUCCAGUACCAGAGAACAGAAAUGUGACUCUGACCUGCAGUAGUACUGCCAACCCAGCAGUAAGGAACUACACCUGGUACAGAGCUGAUGGAGACCAGGAGACUUUUAUUGGGACUGGACACAUUUUAAAGAUUGAAGCCUCUAAAGUCAGCAGUCCUUUUUUCUGCAAGGCUGAGAAUGAUCUUGGAGUUGGACGAUCCACCAACACACAAAUAGAUGUUCAGUUUCCUCCACAGAUCCUGGCCUCAUCUCACUGCACCAAAACUGAAAGUCAGAUUAACUGUUCCUGUGAGACUGUGGGAAACCCUUCCCCUACUUUACACUGGUAUUUGGAUGGGAGACCUGUCAAUCAAUCUGGAGAGGUUUUAAUCAGCAGUGGGUCUCUAAAUGGCACAGGCCUGAGGAGCUUCAUCACCGUCAAUCAACUAAAGGAGAGGAAUCUUUCCACCUUGUUCUGUCACAGCUUCAACUCUCUGGGAUCUGCCAGGCAGCAGCUAUAUGUGGCUGAAAGUCAAGGUCUUGGACAUUACUGUAGAGUUCUUCCUUGGGCUCUUGCUGGUGGAUUUUUCAGUUCCAGUGUCUUCUUCAUAAUCUGCAUAAUAUUCCUUUGUAAAUCACGGAGGAAUGUGGAGCCGAAUGAAGAGGACAGAACUUACAUGUCACUGGAUCGUAGAAACGUCACAGAGUCUUCAGAGUACGAUGUCAUUACCCGAAGACCUGAAUGAGAAUAAUUAUCAGAAGCUUUACUGAAUGACUUCUUGCAUUUCUGCAGUGAUUAUAUCCAGUCAAACGUUCCUCUUUCUGUCAGUUUGAUCUUUCCUGUAAUGUCUUAAAUAGCUAUUGAGUCAGUUUUCUACAGGGGGUUGAGCAUCAACUAUGAGCAGCUCUUCAGUGUCAUUUAAACAAGUUCUCUCCUCUGGUUUUAACUUCAUCACAUGUUUACUGAUUUAUCUUUCUAGUAAUAUCUGAGGUGACUGUGGUUUUACUUGUAGUGAAGUGUAAAUGAUGUCCAUCCUCACUUUAAGACUUCAAUAUCUCCCGUCUCUACAGUAUGGUCACAUUAACACUUUGGAUUGAUGUUGCUCUUCUUAAUGAACAGAAAGCUUAACUCCAUGAUGUAUUGACUUAAUUCAACAUGAAUAUUUCUCGUUUUUUGUCUUUCAUUUUAAACCAUAGUGAUUGUUAAUCUGCUUUUAUUUCUACAUUCGUACUUAAUGGUAAUAAAAUAAAAUGACAUCUGAGCUCCA